Messenger RNA from Cordyceps fumosorosea ARSEF 2679, 1293 nucleotides. RefSeq names its product C6 zinc finger domain containing protein. Gene Ontology annotation, biological process: regulation of DNA-templated transcription; DNA-templated transcription. The record is from RefSeq and is a predicted model, not a curated record. NCBI's taxonomy places the organism in Eukaryota, Fungi, Ascomycota, Sordariomycetes, Hypocreales, Cordycipitaceae. The coding region runs from base 1 to 1293 and encodes 430 amino acids. The transcript is spliced from 2 exons. Gene Ontology annotation, molecular function: DNA binding; DNA-binding transcription factor activity, RNA polymerase II-specific; zinc ion binding.
AUGGCGGACGCAAACCCGACCGGCUCCGGUAGCUCCACCUCCACUUCGCCCGGGGCCGCAACCACGCGGCCCGUGAGGCGGCGCAAGGUCCGCAAGGGCACGCAGAGCUGCUGGGAGUGCAAGCGCCGCAAGAUCCGCUGCACCUUUGCCUCGCCGGGGGUGCACGCCGUGUGCGACGGCUGCAAAAGCCGGGGGACGCGGUGCGUCGGCCAGGAAUACGAGGACGAGCCGGCGCCUGUGACCGUGGCCGCGGACCGAAGGGCCGAUCGCCCGCGGCUGAGCCGACACGAAAGCGUCCAGCAGGACGAAUCUCAACACACGUCUGACCUGAACAGUACUGUCACUAAACACCCGGUGCCGGACCCCUCCUCCUCCUCCUCCGUCGCCCUCGGCCUCGACGCCAGGUCGUCUGCCGAGCUCUCCCGACACCUCCUCUCCCUGUGGCCCUCUGAGCCGGACGUCGACCGCAUCCUCGCCGCGCAGGCGAACACCUCCUUCCUGCUGCACGGCAUCGUGUGCCAGCCGUACGAGGGCUACUUUGCGCGCCACCACGGCUCCUGGCUACGCCGCAGCUGUCUGCAGCGGCCCGCGGACGGCACGCAUCCGGUGCUCGUCGCGCGCAGCAUGCUGAUGCUCGUGACGCUGCUCGACGGCCUGCCGGCGGCCGGCGGCGGCGGCGGCGAUGAUACCGCGGGGGAAGCGCUGAAGGAGCGCCUGUACAGCGCAGCGGCAAAGCUGGUCACGGCCAACCACGAGCUCCCGCCGAGCCUGGAGGGCAUCGAGAGCCACCUGAUGGAGGUGAUGCACCUGGCCAACAGGGGCAACCUGCGGCGCGCGUGGCUGGUCAACCGCCGCGCCGUCAGCCUCGCGCAGAUGAUGGGUCUUCACGCGGCAACGACAAGCGGCAGCAGUUCGCGGUCAUCGUCGUCGGUGGCGGCGCUGCACCCCAGCACGCGCGCCCGCGUCCGCCCAGACUACGCCUGGUUCCGGCUCGUCUUCACCGACCGGCACCUGUCGCUGCUCCUCGGCCUGCCGCAGGCCACCACGGACAACGAGGCCUUCGCCGCGCGCGGCGUCCUCGAGGCGCACCCUCCUCUCGAGCGCUUCGAGCGCGUCAUGGGCGUCGCCUGCAGCCUGAUCCUGCAGCGCAACGCCGUCUCCGCCUCCUCCUCCUCCGGCGACCUGGACACGACGUACGAGAUUGACCGGACGCUGCAGCGCGCCGCCGCGCCCCCCCCGCCGAUCGGCUCGCCGGCCACGACGAGGCCGCCUUCGCCGAGACCACCCGGCUGA